Chiroxiphia lanceolata (lance-tailed manakin) is the source of this 1066-nucleotide messenger RNA. RefSeq names its product E3 ubiquitin-protein ligase RNF113A-like. Gene Ontology annotation, cellular component: U2-type spliceosomal complex. NCBI's taxonomy places the organism in Eukaryota, Metazoa, Chordata, Aves, Passeriformes, Pipridae. Gene Ontology annotation, molecular function: metal ion binding. Gene Ontology annotation, biological process: snoRNA splicing. The record is from RefSeq and is a predicted model, not a curated record.
CUAUCCGCCGCCCCGCAGUGUCGGCGGCACAAGAUGGCGGAGGAGAGCAGCGUCUGCAGCUUCGUGUUCAAGAAGCGGGGCCGGGCCGCGGGCAGGGGCCGGCGGAAACGGCCCAGCAGCGACCAGGAGCAGGAGAGCAGCGGGGAGGAGGGCAGCACAGUGGUGAGGAAGGAGCGGCGGCGGGAGACCCCCAACCCCAUGAUCCAGAAGACCCGGAGGUGCACCAGGGAGAGGCCGGAGUACGCCCCGAGCAGCAGUGAGGACGAGGACCCUGCCAAGGACAUCGGGGUCACCUACAAAUCCACCAGGUCGGCGAAACCUGUUGGCCCAGAAGACAUGGGAGCCACAGCAGUGUAUGAACUGGACACGGAGAAGGAGAAGGACGCCCAGGCCAUCUUUGAGCGCAGCCAGAAAAUCCAGGAGGAGCUGAGAGGAAAGGAAGAUGAUAAAAUUUACCGUGGCAUUAACAACUACCAGAAGUACGUGAAGCCCAAGGACACGUCCAUGGGAAACGCCUCUUCGGGAAUGGUCAGGAAAGGCCCCAUCCGUGCUCCAGAGCACCUUCGGGCCACGGUGCGAUGGGACUACCAGCCUGACAUCUGCAAGGACUACAAAGAGACGGGGUUCUGUGGCUUUGGGGACAGCUGCAAGUUCCUGCACGACCGCUCGGACUACAAGCACGGCUGGCAGAUCGAGCGGGAGCUGGACGAGGGGCGCUACGGGGUCAACGACGAGGAGAACUACGAGGUGAGCAGUGAUGAGGAGGACAUGCCUUUCAAAUGCUUCAUCUGCAGAAGUUCCUUCAAGAACCCCGUGGUCACCAAGUGUAGGCACUACUUCUGUGAGAGCUGUGCCCUCCAGCACUAUCGCAAAUCCCAGCGCUGCUACGUCUGUGACAAGCAAACCAACGGGGUCUUCAACCCAGCAAAAGAGCUCAUGGCAAAACUGGAAAAACACAAAGGAGGAAGAGGAGGAGCAGCAGUCAGACCACAGCGAGGAUGGGCAGUAGCAGAGCACCCUGUUUUGUAUAUAACUGAAUAAAGCUUUUGUAGGAUAAAAAAAAAAA